AUGGAGAUAAAUAUUCUUGUGGAAUUACAUUCUCGCCAACUUCUCUUCCUUUCAGUGAUCGAGCUACCUGACAUAGUAUCGGAGCGACACGAAGAAACUGGAGACAUUGCAUUAGGUAUCAGUGAAGAUGCUGUGGUAUCUACUCCUUCGGUCGAAGUUGCCGAGCCCUCCAUUGAGUUAGUUCGGACCAAUGGAAACAUGGCCAUGCCUUCCAUAGCUAACAGUACAAUCGAGAAAUACGCUCCCGAAAAGGUUGAGUCACCCUCAAUGAAGCUUGUGUCAAUCGAAGCUGCUGUUGGAGAAUCCACAAAUAUUCUGACUCAGGUAUGUUCGGGCUUACUGUUUUACCAAAGUUAUAUUCCAACCAAAUUUCUUUCACCCUACAAUAAGUUGGUCUCCAGUAGCUUAAUAUGA
Protopolystoma xenopodis is the source of this 414-nucleotide messenger RNA. NCBI's taxonomy places the organism in Eukaryota, Metazoa, Platyhelminthes, Monogenea, Polystomatidea, Polystomatidae. The record is from the annotation of a GenBank genome assembly.